UGCAACGAUUGCAAAAUACGCGGACAUUUCAACAAGGCAUACCAUGAAUGCAAGUUUUACAAAGCAGUAUCUGCGCGUGAUGUUGGAAGUAGCGGCAAGAAACGUAAGCAAUCAGCUACAAUCAAGGAAGAAAAGAAGCAAGCAAAGAGAAAGAAGAAGCAAACAACUGGAGAUAUCAAGUGCAUCAGUUGUGAUAUAAAGGGUCAUUCUACUUCUCGUUCCCUCGAAUGGAAAAGUUGCCAAGGGUUAUACAGCCCAAUUCGAACAAUUCUGUAAAGUCUUCGACUUCGAAAAGUUAGGCUUCAGAAGUAUUGUUGAGCUUAAAG
Mycotypha africana is the source of this 326-nucleotide messenger RNA. RefSeq lists its product as uncharacterized. The record is from RefSeq and is a predicted model, not a curated record. NCBI's taxonomy places the organism in Eukaryota, Fungi, Mucoromycota, Mucoromycetes, Mucorales, Mycotyphaceae. The transcript has 3 exons. The annotation marks the transcript as partial.